This is a messenger RNA of Coffea eugenioides, 783 nucleotides long. RefSeq lists its product as uncharacterized. The transcript has 5 exons. Gene Ontology annotation, molecular function: RNA binding. Bases 35 to 592 code for a protein of 185 amino acids. The record is from RefSeq and is a predicted model, not a curated record. Gene Ontology annotation, biological process: tRNA modification. NCBI's taxonomy places the organism in Eukaryota, Viridiplantae, Streptophyta, Magnoliopsida, Gentianales, Rubiaceae.
UACUGGGAAUGAGCACCGAUAGACUCAGAAAAGAAUGGCUGAAAAACUUGUGACAGCAAAAACAGAAGAAAAAGCAAAAGAAUUGGAAGAAGAAGCAAAGAAAGUGGAACUGAAAACCAAGAAGGAGCUGAAGCCCUGGGAGCAGCACUCUGCUGUCAUCACCAUUCCUCGUUUUGACUACAAUGCCCCUUCUUCCCUCCCCAGUCAUUCCCACUCCGGAUUCCUCAUCACCUGCCCCAUCAGUAAGAGAGGGAGAAGAGUGCAACAAAAGAAGCCAUGUCAAUUCUUGAAAAAGUAUGUCAGAUCUUUGAGUAUUCUAAAUGCUGAAGGUUCUGAAAGUUUGGAUGUGAAUAUGUCAGCUAAGAAGAGGAGAAUAUCUGUAAGUACAGAGAAGGAACUUGGCAACAGUUUGGAGAGGAAAGAUGCAGCUGAUGACUUUGGAGAACCUGAAGGAGCUCUCGGUUGGGUUUCUGGAAUAAGAGCUGGCCCAGCCAAUUUGGACAACUCAUCUUCCACAAAGUCCAGCGAAGGAACCAGUGAUGCAUCACCUGCACAACAAGAGGACGGAACCACCAAGAAGCAACGGAACUGAAUACUUAAGGCUGCCCUAUUAAAGUAUCCAUACUCAUCUACUACUACUACUAUAACUAAAUAAGGGACUCCAUAGAGCCAGAACUACAGCAUUUACUCUCUUUCUGCACUCCAAUCUUUCCUUCAUGGACUAUUACUGCUGAUCUCAUUCUCCGACUUUAUGGAUUACUUUAUGGACUAUUUCUGGUUUGC